CAAUCAAAGAUAUUGACAGGGGCGGAGCUCGAAAUAUUGCGGUGAACCAGGGUUUUAACAGUAAAAGUUGUAAAACCCCCAACUUUAGACGAGCUGAACACAAGGUAGAAGACGACUCAACAAAAAUGGGGUUUGGAACCCUAAGAUCUCUGAUUCGUCCCCUUUCAAGAGCAAUUUCAACCCAUUCUUCAACUGCAAUUACUCCAUCAUCAUCAUCGUCGGUGUCUGCUCAAUUUCUCUCCAAAUUUCUAUCUUCUAAGCAUCAACAACAAUUACCAGCUUUUGGACACUUCAUUUCUCGCUCUAUUCAUCUGGAAUCUCUCUCCUCCCUCGCCUACAAACCUUUCGACCCGUUAACCAAUCCCCGCUUCCCCAAACGCCGCCCUAGUGACAAGUCCGGCCGCAAGCGCUCUAGCCUCCGCCCCACUGGGCCAUAUGCUUGGGUUAAGCAUGUACCUGGGGAGGCUAUUCCACCAAGUCAACCCAAUGAAGGGAGUGUCAAGUUGAGGAAUGAGAAGAAACGCCGAAGGCAGCGCCGUGAAUUUAUCAAGUCUGAAAAGAAGAAGCGAAAGGUUGAAGUGCAGGAGGCAAAUCGUAAGAAAAGAGAGAAGAGGAUUGAACGUAAGAUGGAAGCAGUUGCCAGAGACAGGGAUUGGGCUCACAGACUUGCAGAGCUGCAACGACUUGAGGCACAGAAUAAUUAAACAACUGCCUAACUGAGACCUCUUCUGCCUUUUGCUUGUUAAAACUGAGAGCCACAGAUUGAACUUUUUUGUGCAACUAUUGUUGUUACACUCAGCUAUAUGUUACCCAUAAGACUGUUAACCCUCCUUUCCAUUCCUUUCAUGUUUUCCUUUCAGUAGUAGACCAUAGAGUUGCUAGAUGUUGUUUCUACCUGGCAUAUGCACUUUGUUCAAUAUUCUUGUCUUUUAAAUAAUACUUGACGUAGAGUUGAUUUUUCUUACUCUAA
Molecule: messenger RNA, 970 nt
Organism: Spinacia oleracea (spinach)
Lineage: Eukaryota; Viridiplantae; Streptophyta; Magnoliopsida; Caryophyllales; Amaranthaceae
Exons: 3
Coding region: 126-704 (192 amino acids)
Cellular component (GO): mitochondrion
Source: RefSeq, a predicted model, not a curated record